UACGUGCUUUCCCGUGAUAUUCCCCUUAAUUAGCCCCCCCAUCUCUCUUUCAUCUUCCCCUCUCUCUCUUUCUACAGUUGAUCAAAUCUGAAGAAAUAAUUUUCCCCUUGUAAUCCUUUUCUUCUUCUUCUUCAUCAGGUAAUAAUCAGUGGCUUUAACACUCAAAUUGGAUAGAUAUUCGAUCGAUUUGGUGAAUCUGAUGGAACCAAUGGUUGUAGAGAUGUCAUCAACGGUGAUCUCGAAUCCUGUAACGUCAUCUAACAGAGUAAUAUCAAGGAGAAAAAAGAAUAAGAAAAGUUUGAGAAAUCAAACUCAGAACAUCAACAACAACAACAACAAUAACAAUAACAGUGAUAAUACUCCAAGCAGUACUACUACUGAAUGGAAAACACAAGCCCAACAACAAGUUUACUCAUCAAAGCUACUCAAAGCACUCCGUGAAGUUCGAAUCAGUCCACCAGCACCAACAGCUCCAAAAGGGGGUCGAGCCGUACGAGAAGUGGCUGACCGAGUCCUUGCUGUUACAGCUAAAGGACGAUCCAGGUGGAGCCGAGCUAUACUUACAAACAGGCUCAAGCUCAAGUUCAUGAAGAAACACGCCAAGCGCCAGAAAGUGGCUGCUUCGUGUACUACAAGCCGGAUAACUAGAAAGCCCAGAGUUGGGAUAUUGAAGCUGAAAACUAAGAAUUUACCGGCUUUUCAGAAAAAGGCGAGAGUUUUAGGAAGGCUUGUUCCUGGUUGUAGGAAACAACCAUUGCCUGUGAUUCUUGAUGAAGCAACUGAUUAUAUUGCGGCUCUUGAGAUGCAAAUUAGAGCUAUGAGUGCUUUAGCUGAUCUCCUUUCUGGUGCUUCAACCUCUAGUACUACCACUGCGAGCCAACCUCCACCUAGUUGAUCAUUUAUUGUUUUCUUGGUUUUUUUAUUUUUGUCUAAUUUUCUUCUUCUCCCUUUCUAUGAAAUAUGAAUAUUCCUCUGUUACAUA
Molecule: messenger RNA, 982 nt
Organism: Lycium ferocissimum
Lineage: Eukaryota; Viridiplantae; Streptophyta; Magnoliopsida; Solanales; Solanaceae
Product: transcription factor bHLH148-like
Exons: 2
Coding region: 200-895 (231 amino acids)
Biological process (GO): regulation of DNA-templated transcription
Molecular function (GO): protein dimerization activity
Source: RefSeq, a predicted model, not a curated record